AUGAAGUUGGACACCAGAGCAAUGCGCCAUCUGGCGUCCGAGGACUGGAAAGUUCUCACAGGUGUCGAAGCAGGCAGCAGAAACCACGAAAUCGUGCCCACCCCCCUAAUAGAAAAACUAUCCCGCCUCCGAGGCGGCGCAAGCGGCGUCCACAGGAGCAUCUCUACCCUCGCCAAAGUCGGCCUCAUCGCUCGCGUCAAAGAGGCCAAAUACGACGGCUACCGCCUAACAUACGGAGGCCUCGACUACCUAGCACUACACACCCAUGCCAGCCGCAAAGACGUCUACAGCGUCGGUAACCGAAUCGGUGUCGGAAAGGAAAGCGACAUCAUGGUUGUCGCAGAUCACUCCGGCAAGCAGUGCGUGUUGAAGAUCCAUCGCCUGGGACGAAUUUCUUUCCGAACGGUCAAAUCCAACCGAGACUACCUGAAAAACAAGAACGCCCAAUCAUGGAUGUAUCUCUCAAGGCUCGCCGCCAUGAAAGAGUAUGCCUUUAUGAACGCACUUCACGAGGAAGGCUUCCCGGUGCCGUUACCCAUCGCACAAUCCAGACAUACCAUAGUCAUGUCCCUGAUAGACGCAUUCCCUCUCCGACAAAUAAGCGAAGUGCCCGACCCAGCCUCUCUCUACGCAGAACUCAUCUCACUCAUCCUCCGUCUGGCGAGCCACGGCCUAAUCCACGGCGAUUACAACGAAUUCAACAUCUUGAUCAAGGAGAUCAAAUCGGCAGCUGAGGAUGGCACAGAAUCUAUCAAGCUGGAACCAGUCAUCAUCGACUUUCCACAGAUGGUGUCUAUGGAGCAUGUGAAUGCUGAAAUGUACUUUGACCGAGAUGUCAACUGUAUCAAGCGCUUCUUUUUACGUCGAUUCCACUUCACUCCUACGCAGCCCGGGCCUUUCUUCAAAGACGCAAAGAAGACUGUCGGUAAGAAUGGACUCACGCGGCUAGACGCCACAGUAGAGGCAUCGGGGUUCACCAAGAAGAUGCUAAAGGAUCUCGAGGCUGCCAUGAAAAAGAAAGAGGCAGACCAAGAAAGGGAAGAGGGAGCAGAAGACGAAGAGGACGAGGACGACGAUGAAGACAGUGAAGAGGAGGAAGAGGACUCGGAAGUAGAUGAAGAUGAAGGAGAGGGGAGUGGCAGUGGACAGCAGGGCUUGCUAAGCGAUGGUCUGUCCAAGGGACUGUUGCAAGAGGAGCCAUCUAUAAGCAAAGUCAACAAGGAGAUGGCGGAGUUGGCAGUAUAA
Messenger RNA from Trichoderma gamsii, 1245 nucleotides. RefSeq names its product atypical/RIO/RIO2 protein kinase. Gene Ontology annotation, molecular function: protein serine/threonine kinase activity; ATP binding. NCBI's taxonomy places the organism in Eukaryota, Fungi, Ascomycota, Sordariomycetes, Hypocreales, Hypocreaceae. Gene Ontology annotation, cellular component: nucleus; cytosol; preribosome, small subunit precursor. The transcript is spliced from 2 exons. The coding region runs from base 1 to 1245 and encodes 414 amino acids. The record is from RefSeq and is a predicted model, not a curated record. Gene Ontology annotation, biological process: protein phosphorylation; maturation of SSU-rRNA.